AAGAGCAUGGGGCUGGGGAACCCACGCAGCUUCCCCUUCAUCGAGCCCCCACCCCUGGCCAGCGUGGAGACAGCCGUCCAGUACCUGCAGGAACAGGGCGCCCUAGACACGGAGGAAGAGCUGACAGCCGUUGGGAGACUCCUUGCCCAGCUCCCUGUCGACGUGGUCAUUGGGAAGAUGCUGAUCCUGGCCUGUCCCUUCUUGCUGGUGGAGCCAGUGCUGAGCUUGGCUGCAGCUCUCAGCCUGCAGUCCCCCUUCGUCCGCCUCAGGCAGGGGGAGCCUGACCGCUCAGCAGCCCGGGCCACCCUGGAGAGCGAGGAGGGAGACCCCUUUACCCUGCUCAAUGCCUUUGAGGGCUGGCUACAGGUGAGCAGGCCGUGUUUGUGUGUGUCUGUGCACAUGUGUUUGAGCACAUCUCCCGUGUGUGUCAGUGCUCAAGUGUCAUGUGUCUGUGAGGGAGUGUGAGUGUAUGUGUGUGUG
This is a messenger RNA of Chiloscyllium plagiosum (whitespotted bambooshark), 480 nucleotides long. NCBI's taxonomy places the organism in Eukaryota, Metazoa, Chordata, Chondrichthyes, Orectolobiformes, Hemiscylliidae. The record is from RefSeq and is a predicted model, not a curated record.